Molecule: messenger RNA, 1045 nt
Organism: Larimichthys crocea (large yellow croaker)
Lineage: Eukaryota; Metazoa; Chordata; Actinopteri; Sciaenidae
Gene: cradd
Product: CARD and death domain containing adaptor protein
Exons: 2
Coding region: 288-929 (213 amino acids)
Biological process (GO): regulation of apoptotic process; signal transduction
Molecular function (GO): death domain binding; protease binding
Source: RefSeq, a predicted model, not a curated record
AAAUGAAUAUUAAUGAGUCCGCUGAUUAAAUAUUCAUAUAUUCAUCUGUCGCAGAGUUAAAGAAUAAUUACCUCAUUUAAAUAUUCAAUUUCUAAUGGCGGGAAAAGUGAGCGCUCAGUUCCGGAACACAUUGGUUCCGCUUGUGUUUCCAGUCGGACACAUGAACAUGAAGCAGACGGUUUGGGCUCGAAGCUUCAUCCGGUUUGUUUCGUGAUUAAUUAUGUUAAUGAGCUGUUAAUUAGUGCUCGGUUCGGUUCGGCCCGGUCCGGCUCGGCUCUCCGCUCCACAUGGACCCGGUCCACAAAGAUCUGCUGCGGGCUCACCGUCUGGAACUGUCCGGGCAGCUGCUGGUCACCGACACGAUCGUUCCGCUCUUGUUUCAGGAGGACGUUUUAACGGAGGCGCACGUGCAGCUCAUCGAGGCUCAGCUGACCGACCGGAAGCGGACCCUGAAGCUGCUCGACCUGCUUCCGGCCCGCGGGCCACGCGCUUUCCACGCCUUCAUCCGGGCCCUGGACGAGUACAGCUGGGUCCGAGACAGACUGCUGCUGGACCUGCAGACUGGACCGGGACCGGGACCGGGACCGGGAACGGGACCAGGACCAGGACCGGAACCGGAACCAGGACCAUCAGGUGUCUGCCGACUUCCUGACUCGGUUCUUCAGAAGGUUCCUUCGGAUCGGGAGUUGUCCCGGCUGGCAUCCCGGCUUGGUUCUGAAUGGGAGUCGGUCCUGUUGGAUCUGGGUCUGUCCUCGGAGGAUCUGUACCGGUGUCGGUCCGAUCACUCUCUCAGCACUCAUGGGGCGGUUCUAGCCGGCCUGGUCCAGUGGCGACGAAGUGAAGGGAAGAAGGCCACGGUGCAGAGGCUGGUCCAGAGUCUGAUGGCUGCCGAAGUCCAUCCAUCGGUUCUGGAAGAAGUUCUGAUGUGACGGAGGAGAACUCAGCACCCAGACCAGAACCAGAACAGAAACAUUCAAAUCAUUCAAACGACUUUUUGUUUCUUUACAUUUAUUAACGAGUUCUUAGAAAGAAAGAAAGAAAGAAA